This is a messenger RNA of Leptonychotes weddellii (Weddell seal), 780 nucleotides long. The record is from RefSeq and is a predicted model, not a curated record. NCBI's taxonomy places the organism in Eukaryota, Metazoa, Chordata, Mammalia, Carnivora, Phocidae.
CUUACCCCUGCGUGCUCUGACCCCCGCCCUCUCCCUCUUCCCACCAGGAUCCUGGUUGCCAACAACCAGCUCUUCAGCAGCUCCUACGACCGCACAGCUCGAGCCUGGAGCGUGGAUGAGGGGCAGGUGUCCCAGGAGUUCCGGGGCCACCGCAACUGCGUGCUGACCCUAGCCUACUCUGCGCCCUGGGACCUGCCUGGGGCUCCGUGCGCCGAGGAGAUUGGGGGGCUCCUGGUGACGGGCAGCACGGAUGGCACGGCCAAGGUGUGGCAGGUGGCCAGUGGCUGUUGCCACCAGACGCUGCGGGGCCACACGGGGGCCGUGCUCUGCCUUGUGCUGGACACGCCCAGUCACACCGCCUUCACGGGCAGCACCGACACCACCAUCCGUGCCUGGGACAUCCUGAGCGGGGAGCAGCUGCGGGUGUUCAGGGAGCACCAGGGCUCUGUCAUCUGUCUGGAGCUCGUGAACCGGCACGUGUAUUCGGGCAGCGCCGACAGGACGGUCAAGUGCUGGCUGGCCGACACCGGGGAGCGCGUGCGCACGUUUGCAGCCCACCGACACAGCGUGAGCGCCCUCAAGUACCACGCAGGCACCUUGUUCACGGGCAGCGGGGACGCCCGCGCGCGCGCCUUCGACGCCCGCUCCGGAGCGCUGCAGAGGGUGUUCCGCGGUCACGCCUUCGUCAUCAACUGCAUCCAGAACGCCCCCGCGCGCAGCCGCUCCCGCCUCUUCAGCAACAAGGUGGGCUGCGCCGCCGCGCCCCUGCAGCCCGCCUGA